ACUUAAAUUCUAUCACAUGCAACAAGAAAAAGUUAAAAUAAGUAAGGACACAAUCUUGGAAACAUCUAAUAAAGAGUAGAAUAAAUUCAAACAAUUAAUGAGUAAGAAUGUUAGGGUCAAAUAUCGAUCAUAGAUAUAUCAAUGACAAAAAUCACUUAAACAUGACAAAGCGUAUUGUCCACAUAACUGAGCCGGAAACGUUGAGAGAAUAAUUCCGCAUAUGCCGUGCCGAUUCAAACGACAAUAAAUCAGAACAGACUACAUAUAUUUAUUCCCAAAAAGUUAAUAAGUUAUCUACCGCAUGCAUAAGAAUUAUUCGUUAUUAUAUAGUAUACUUUAUAAGAAAAUCCUAUGUAAUAAAUAAAUAAAAAGGAAUAUAAUUAUGUAAAGUCAAAAAUAGAUAAUCUAUCUAUUUAAUCAGUCGAUACGUGAAAUGAAUGUUAUAGUUGCAACGGUCAAUGCUAGCAUUGCCAAGACCUGUCCAUCUAUGAUGAUGUAUCCCAGUGCAAGGCCCGAGUCUAUGGAUCUGGGUCGUAGAACUAGAAGAUCUGCUUUCUACUUCAUGGUUCUGUUCUUCCUUGAAACGUUCAACGGUCAAAUUUUUCACCUUGCUAAGACCGAACAGCUUGCAAAUUAAGACCUAAUAAACUUCUGCUCAUUCUACUCACUCGUAAGACUUUGACCGACCAGUUGCAAAAAUAGUAGUAUAAAUAUGGUUUUAUUAUUUUAUAAAACCCUCAGAAAACUAUAAUCUCUCAAGUUCAAUCUUUAUUUUGUUGAGAUUGCUUCACACAAGAUGGGCUUCACAUGGGGAAUGAGACUACGUGGAGCUAGCAAGAAGAAGAUAGCGCCGGUAAUGAGUUGGUCGGAAUCGACAUCGGAGCCGGAUAUAACGAUUCCGCCGGAGUUUCAAUGCCCGAUCUCAAUCGAUCUCAUGAAAGAUCCGGUGAUAAUCUCCACAGGCAUUACCUACGAUCGCACAAGCAUCGAAAAAUGGAUCGAUUCAGGGAACAACACGUGUCCUGUCACGAACACGGUCUUGACCACAUUCGAUCAGAUCCCGAACCACACGAUUCGCAAGAUGAUCCAAGGAUGGUGCGUGGAGAUAGGAUCGUCGUUAAUUGAGCGGAUCCCAACGCCACGUGUCCCUUUGAUGCCGUGUGAGGUCUACGAGAUCUGCAGAAAGUUAUCCUCUGCUACGCGGCGGGGGGAUUACGAGAAAUGCGAGGAGAUUAUUUGGAGGAUUAAGAAGUUGGAGAAAGAAAGCGAGAAAAAUAGAAAUUGUAUUAUCGAAAACGGCGUCGCAUUGGUUUUGUGUGAUUGUUUCGAGAAGUUCUCGGCAGACGAGAAAUCAACGUCUCUCUUGGGAAAGAUUUUAUCUCUGCUGACGUGGAUGGUUCCUAUUGGGUGGGAGGGUUUAACGACACUGGCGUCUGCGUCGUCGUUUCGUUGCAUCGCGGGUUUCUUGAGGAGCAAGGACGAUACAGUUCGUGAAAACGCUGCGUUUUUGUUGAAGGAGAUUCUGUCGUUGGAAGAAACGCAAGUUCACGCGUUUGCGGAGGAGAACGGAGUCGCGGCAGCGUUUUUUAAACUGAUCCGCGAUUCGGUUUCUUCUAACGCAACGAAAUCUUCGUUGAUAGCGGUUUCUCAAAUGGUCUUGGCAAAGCCCGAGAUCGCGUCUGUGUUUCUCGAAAUCGGUCUUGUGAAUCAAACGGUGGAGAUGAUCAUUGAUGGUGAGAAUAGCGUUUGCGAGAAAGCGUUGGCGGUUCUAGACGCGGUUUGCGAAACCAGCGAAGGGAUAAAGAAAGUGAGGAAAAACGCGUUGGUGAUGCCGCUUUUGGUGAAGAAGAUUCUUAAGGUCUCUGAACAAGGGACGGGGAGCUCAGUGUCUGCGAUUUUGAAGCUGUGUAAAGCAGGGAACGCGUCCACGGUUGAAGAAGCGGUGCGUUUGGGAGCGUUUCAGAAGAUGUUUUUGGUGUUACAGGUUGGGUAUGGAGAAGAGACCAAGGAGAAAGCGACAGAGUUGUUGAAGAUGAUGAACACACAGAUGAAACUGAUGAGUGAUGAUGUUGAUUCUUCAAUGGAGUUUAAGUAUCUUAAAAAGCCAUUUUGAAGUAGAUAAAUUGUAUAAAGACAACCACAUUCUUUGCAAAUCAGAGAUAUGAUCAUUUUGAAAAUGAAGAAGAUGACCAAUGUGAAUUUAUAUAAAA
This is a messenger RNA of Brassica napus (rape), 2210 nucleotides long. RefSeq names its product U-box domain-containing protein 21-like. The transcript has a single exon. Lineage: Eukaryota; Viridiplantae; Streptophyta; Magnoliopsida; Brassicales; Brassicaceae. Gene Ontology annotation, biological process: protein ubiquitination. The coding region runs from base 797 to 2113 and encodes 438 amino acids. Gene Ontology annotation, molecular function: ubiquitin protein ligase activity. The record is from RefSeq and is a predicted model, not a curated record.